Molecule: messenger RNA, 7145 nt
Organism: Hirundo rustica (Barn swallow)
Lineage: Eukaryota; Metazoa; Chordata; Aves; Passeriformes; Hirundinidae
Gene: PTPRU
Product: protein tyrosine phosphatase receptor type U
Exons: 32
Coding region: 38-4390 (1450 amino acids)
Biological process (GO): protein dephosphorylation
Cellular component (GO): membrane
Molecular function (GO): protein tyrosine phosphatase activity; protein binding
Source: RefSeq, a predicted model, not a curated record
CGCCGCCCCCCGCCCGGUCCCCGGCACCGGCCGCACCAUGCGGAGCGCCCGGGCGCUGCUGCUCGCUCUCGCCCUGCGGGUCUACGCUCUGGACACCGAGACGCCCGCCGCUGGCUGCACCUUCGAAGAGGACAGUGACCCCAACCAGUGCGAGUACAGCCAGGGUGAGGAUGAUGACUUCGACUGGGAGCUCAUCCGCAGUUAUCUGAUGCCUCACCUGACGCCUGACCUGCCUCACGGCUCCUACCUGAUGGUGAACUCCUCUCAGCACACCCCAGGCCAGAAAGCUCACCUGCUCUUCCAGGCCCUGAGUGAGAAUGACACCCACUGUCUCCAGUUCAGCUACUUCAUGUUCAGCCGGGACGGCCACAGCCCCGGCACCCUCAGCGCCUACGUGCGGGUCACCGGGGGCCUGGUGGGCAGCGCCGUGUGGAACGCGUCCGGCUCGCACGGCCGCCAGUGGCACCAGGCAGAGCUGGCAGUCAGCCUCUUCUGGCCCAGCGAGUAUCAGGUGCUCUUCGAGGCGGUGGUUUCCAGCGAGCGCAGGGGGUACCUGGGCCUGGAUGACAUUUUGCUCCUGAAUUAUCCAUGCUCGAAAGCGCCCCAUUUCUCCCGCCUUGGUGACGUGGAGGUGAAUGCGGGACAAAACGCCACCUUCCAGUGUGUGGCAGCUGGCAAGGCUGCCGAGGCUGAGCGCUUCCUCAUGCAGAGGCAGAGUGGUGAACUGGUCCCGGCUGCCUCAGUGAAGCACAUCAGCCACCGGCGCUUCCUGGCCACGUUCCAGCUGGAUGCGGUGUCCAAGGCGGAGCAGGACCUGUACCGCUGCGUCACCCAGUCCGCGCGCGGCGCCGGCGUUUCCAACUUCGCUGAGCUCAUCGUCAAAGAGCCCCCCACCCCUAUCGCCCCCCCCCAGCUGCUCCGGGCCGGCUCCACCUACCUCAUCAUCCAGCUCAACACCAACUCCAUCAUCGGCGACGGCCCCAUCGUGCGCAAGGAGAUCGAGUACCGCAUGACCUCGGGGCCCUGGUCAGAGGUCCACGCUGUCAACAUGCAGACCUACAAGCUCUGGCACCUGGACCCUGACACAGAGUACGAGAUCAGCGUCCUGCUCACCCGGCCCGGCGAGGGGGGCACCGGCAAACCGGGGCCGCCCCUCAUCAGCCGCACCAAGUGCGCAGAGCCCAUGCGAGCCCCCAAAGGCCUGGCUUUCUCUGAGAUCCAGUCCAGGCAGCUGACGUUGCAGUGGGAGCCGCUGGGCUACAACCUGACCCGCUGCCACACGUACACCAUGUCCCUGUGCUACCGCUACUUCGUGGGCAGCGGCCACAACCAGACCUUCCAGGAGUGUGUGAAGAUGGAGCGGAAUGCCCACCGCUACACCAUCAAAAACCUGCUGCCCUACAAAAACAUCCACGUCAAGCUCAUCCUCUCCAACCCUGAGGGGCGCAAGGAGGGCAAGGAGGUGAUAUUCCAGACAGAUGAGGAUGUGCCUGGCGGCAUCGCCUCUGAGUCCCUCACCUUCACCCCGCUGGAGGACAUGAUAUUCCUGAAGUGGGAGGAACCAGUGGAGCCCAAUGGCCUCAUCACGCAGUAUGAGAUCAGCUACCAGAGCAUUGAGUCCUCAGACCCUGCGGUGAACGUGCCGGGCCCGCGGCGCACCGUGUCCAAGCUGCGUAACGAGACCUACCACGUGUUCUCCAACCUCCACCCCGGCACCACCUACCUGUUCUCGGUGCGGGCCCGCACUGGCAAGGGCUUUGGCCAGACGGCACUCACCGAGAUCACCACCAACAUCUCUGCUCCCACCUUUGACUAUGGGGACAUGCCAUCUCCGCUGAGCGAGUCGGAGAGCACCAUCACGGUACUGCUGCGGCCGGCGCAGGGCAGAGGGGCUCCCAUCAGCACCUAUCAGGUGAUUGUGGAGGAGGACCGGCCCAAGAAGCUGAAGCGGGAGCUGGGGGGGCAGGAGUGCUUCCCAGUGCCGCUCACCUUCGACGAUGCCGUGUCCCGCGGCUCCGUGCACUACUUCGGGGCAGAGCUGCCUGCCAGCAGCCUCACCGAGGCCAAGCCCUUCACCGUGGGGGACAACCAGACCUACAGCGGCUACUGGAACCCACCCCUGGAGCCCAAGAAGGCCUAUCUCAUCUACUUCCAGGCCAUGAGCAACCUCAAAGGGGAAACGCGGCUGAACUGUGUCCGGAUCGCUCGCAAAGCUGCCUGCAAAGAGAGCAAGCGUCCCCUGGAGGUGUCACAGCACUCGGAGGAGAUGGGCCUGAUCCUGGGGAUCUGUGCUGGGGGGCUCAUCGUCCUGAUUAUCCUGCUGGGAGCCAUCAUCAUCGCCAUUCGGAAAGGGAGGAACUACUAUUCUUACUCCUAUUACCCGAAACCGGUGAAUAUGACCAAAGCCACCAUAAACUACCGGCACGAGAAGACGCAGAUGAUGAGCGCCAUCGACAGGAGCUUCACCGACCAGAGCACCCUGCAGGAGGACGAGCGCCUGGGGCUGUCCUUCAUGGACACCCACGGCUACGGAAACAGAGGUGACCAGCGCAGCAGCGUGGUGAAUGAGUCCAGCAGCCUCCUGGGGGGCUCCCCGCGGCGCCAGUGCGGCCGCAAGGGCUCCCCGUACCACACCGGGCAGCUGCACCCGGCCGUGCGCGUGGCCGACCUCCUGCAGCACAUCAACCAGAUGAAGACAGCGGAGGGCUACGGCUUCAAGCAGGAAUACGAGAGUUUCUUUGAAGGCUGGGAUGCUUCGAAGAAGAAAGACAAGACCAAAGGGAGACAGGAUCAUGUGUCCACAUAUGACCGUCACCGCGUCAAGCUGCACCCGCUGCUGGGGGACCCCAACUCCGACUACAUCAACGCCAACUACAUCGACAUUCGGAUUAACCGAGAAGGCUACCACAGGUCCAACCACUUCAUAGCCACACAAGGGCCCAAGCAGGAGAUGGUGUAUGACUUCUGGCGCAUGGUGUGGCAGGAACACUGUUCCAGCAUCGUGAUGAUCACCAAGCUGGUGGAGGUGGGCCGGGUGAAAUGCUCCAAGUACUGGCCAGAUGACUCUGAGAUGUAUGGGGACAUCAAGAUCACCCUGGUGGAGUCAGAGACAUUGGCUGAGUACGCUGUGCGCACCUUCGCCCUCGAGAGGCGGGGUUACUCGGCCCGGCACGAGGUGAAGCAGUUCCAUUUCAUGUCGUGGCCCGAGCACGGUGUCCCCUACCACGCCACAGGGCUGCUGGCCUUCAUCCGCAGGGUGAAGGCAUCCACGCCGCCCGACGCCGGCCCCAUCGUCAUCCACUGCAGCGCUGGCACGGGGAGGACUGGCUGUUACAUCGUCCUGGAUGUGAUGUUGGACAUGGCCGAGUGUGAGGGCGUCGUGGACAUCUACAACUGCGUGAAGACCCUCUGCUCACGGAGGAUCAACAUGAUACAGACGGAGGAGCAGUACAUCUUCAUCCAUGACGCCAUCCUGGAGGCCUGUCUGUGUGGGGAGACCAGCAUCCCCGCCAGCGAGUUCAAGCCCACCUACAAGGAGAUGGUAAGGAUAGAGCCACAGAGCAACUCCUCGCAGCUGCGGGAGGAGUUCCAGACGCUGAACUCGGUGACCCCACACCUGGACGUGGAGGAGUGCAGCAUCGCGCUCCUGCCCCGCAACCGGGAGCGCAACCGCAGCAUGGACGUCCUGCCGCCCGACCGAUGCCUUCCCUUCCUCAUCUCUGUGGAUGGAGACAGCAACAACUACAUCAACGCGGCCUUAACUGACAGCUACACCAAGAGCGCUGCCUUCAUCGUCACCCUGCACCCGCUGCAGAACACCACCACCGACUUCUGGCGGCUGGUGUACGACUACGGCUGCACCUCCAUCGUCAUGCUCAACCAGCUCAACCAGUCCAACUCUGCCUGGCCCUGCCUGCAGUACUGGCCUGAGCCAGGGCUCCAGCAGUAUGGCCCCAUAGAGGUGGAAUACAUUUCAGGAGUGGCGGAUGAGGACAUCGUGUCCCGGCUCUUCCGAGUCCAGAACAUCACACGGUUGCAGGAGGGGCACCUGAUGGUCCGGCAUUUCCAGUACCUGCGCUGGUCAGCCUAUCGAGACACCCCUGACUCCAAGAAGUCUUUCCUGCACCUCCUGGCCCAGGUGGAGAGGUGGCAGAAGGAAAGUGGUGAUGGCAGGACUGUGGUGCACUGCUUGAAUGGAGGUGGCCGGAGUGGCACCUUCUGUGCCUCCACCAUGAUCCUGGAGAUGAUCAAGUGUCACAACAUGGCAGAUGUUUUCUUUGCUGCCAAGACGCUCCGCAACUACAAACCAAAUAUGGUGGAGACCUUGGAGCAGUACCAUUUCUGCUACGACAUAGCACUGGAAUACCUGGAGUCCCUGGAGACCAGAUAGCACCUGGCCAUGAGAGGGGCAGCAAGGGCUUGUGCAGGGGCCAUGCCAACCGUGCUUCCCAGCUGGACACUGUGUCCCUGCUUGGGGUGGGGAGGGAAACAGCAAAGGACCCACCAGGAAACUCUUUGGAUCCAGAAAACGAAAGGAGGUGGAGAUGUGUUGGCCGCUCUCCAUCUUUCGUCCCUGCCCUGGGUGUGUCUGAGUGGGUGGAUCCCACAUCUCAUCCUGUUCCUUGGAAUCACAGCCUGGGGUUGCUGUGUGCAGGAUGCAGCCCUGCCCUGCUGGUGGGUCUCUGAAGCUGCUGGAGAGGAGGCCAGGGAGGGAAGGAAGAGGAGGCCAGAAGGAGCUGAGGCUGUUUCCCAGCAGGGAAGGAAGGAUGGAUACUGGGAGUUGUUGCUCUUUUGUGUGUGCAAUUGAAGCUGCUCCUCAAGGAGCCUGGAAAUUGCUGGAUGUUUCCCCUCGGUGGGACUCGCUCUGAGCCGGAGCAAAGACACCCCAGGAGCUCUUGAGUUUCUGCCCAUUGGUACCACGAGUUUGAUCCUGUUGUAGUUCUGUGAGUUCCAGCCCUGGACAGACAGGGAGGAGGGAUGGAAAGGGUGGGGGACACUGGCCAUGCAAUGUCCCUCUGCAGGGAUCGACUUGGACCCUCCUGGUGCUUUUGCAAAAGCUUUUGAGGGAAUGGUUCCCCCAGCAUCUCCACAGCUUCCUCUCCAUCUGUAACAGUGAACUUCUCCUGAUGUCCCACAGGCACUGGCCCAUGGGUCUGUUCUUAACCCUCCCCUUGUGCAUCACUGCAUUUGAAGCAAAAUCCUCAACAUUUGGGUCCAUCCCAAAUACUUCUUGGAUGCCCCCCCCUGGGCAGUUGCCUGUUGAUGCUCUUGGCUGUUGCUGGGCCUGGUGGGGUGCGAGGAUCAGUUUUGGGGUGGUGUUAGCUUGGGCUGAGCUGUGCCAAAGCUGUGGCUGCGUUAGGGCUGGACAGGGGAAGGUCCCCACACUCCUGUGCCACCUGAAGGUAGCUGAUGCUUUUUAGCUCCAUCCUGCUGCACGUGGAUGUGAAAUAGCACUUCUUCCAUCUGAUGUUGUGGUAUUUACAGCGACUCUGCUCUCAGCCUGGUUGUAAUAAAAUAAACAGCCUUGGGAAGGUGCAGCCAGAGGGAUCUAGGUCUGGGGUCUGCCUGGGGAACUGAGGGGAGGUUGGUUCUGUCCUGAGGGCCCGGCAGAACCCUUCACCAUCAGUUUCUGGGGGGGAUGGAGCAGAGCAGAUGAGAAACUGUCCUACAGAUGCUGGAGGUUUCACGUGGGCAACCCUGUCCUUCCUCUGCCAUCCUUCACCCCACAUCCGUGUUCCCCCAUCCUCCAGCCCCACCUCUCAUGGCAGGGGCAGCUUCCCCACCCUGCUUGCUGGGGGCUGGCGAGCCCUUUGCCAGGGAAUUCUCCCUACGGAAUCACGGUGGCUGCACAGCUGAAAUGGCUGUGUGCUGGAGGAGCAAACCCAGAUGUUUCCAUCCAUCUUCCAAGGGUGAAGGAGAGCAGGAGGAGCCAUCCCUGCCCUCUCUCCCCUUGGACAAUGCCACCGCUGUGGUGAUGGGGAUUUCAGCGUCCCAGACCCUUGGCUCUCUCACCUUCUCCCAGAGGAAUUCACAGCCUGACAAUAACUUAUUCCAAGGGCUAUAUGACAUCAUUCCUUCCUUCUUUCCAUCCUGCUGUCUCACCUGCCAUGUGCCCAUUCUGUCUCGUCACCAAGAGGUCUUUUUUACCCCCAAAUGGUCCGGUAACACCAGUACCUGGCUACACCAGAACUCGCACUGGGAUAAAUUAGCAUCCUUUUCCCAGUCCAUAUCUCUCCAUAGACCUGUCUGUGCUGUCCUAGGGAAGGUGCUGCACGCUGAGUGCAGAAAUUGUUGGAUUUUGUAUGAAAACGGCUGAGCUGAGCCUCUGAAAUCCCUGGGAACGGGAUUGUUUGGGGGCUGUCCAGCCCUGGGAGCUGGAGGGAUGCUGCUGCCUGUGCCACCCACAUCCUCCCUGUGGUCCAGAGGGAGGGAGCAUCCCACAGGGCUCUGCAGGUAAAGUAUUGCCAGAGAGAGGAAAAGGAGGAGAGUUGAAACCCCAGUUAGUCCUACAGAGAUAAGAGACUGGAGGAGUUGUAUAUAUGUUUUAAAAUCAGGAUUUUUUUUCCUUGUUAUUUUAUUUUGAUACCUCCUUGCUGUGUGUCUUUGGAUUUUUCGGACAUCUCUGGUGAAGAGCAGAUUUUGAAAUCCAAGUGCUAUAAAACCCAACCCAUCUCCAACUCCUACUGAGAUGCUCCUCUGACAUGAGGCAAGGACAUCCUGUACAUAGGAAUAUAUAUAUAGAAAUCUAUAUAUAAAAAUAUAAAUACUGUUCUUAAGAUGGAUAAUGUUUAUUGGUAUUACAGAUUGGAGUGGUGCUUUUUUUUUUUUUAAAUAAAAGAAAAUGACAAAAAAAAGGAAAAAAUUAAAACCCAAGAAAACCACCAAAUUGGAACAGUUUCGUCUGUAUGCAGUCAAAGUGAUCCUAAAAGCUGGCAGCAUCCCAGAGCUGGUGCCAAAGGGAUUUGGGGCCAUGAGGCAGCUCCACCAUGGAGGAGGAUGGAGCAGUGGGACCGAGGGAGGGACACGUCUGAUGUGGAUUGUACCACGCACAUCCAGCUGUUGUUAACUGGUUUUUUUUAUUAUUAUUAUUAUUAUUAUUAUUUUGUUAUAUUGUUUUUGGCUUUCUUUCCUUUUAAGAAAAUCAG